Messenger RNA from Ananas comosus (pineapple), 1707 nucleotides. RefSeq names its product sugar phosphatase YfbT. The transcript is spliced from 2 exons. NCBI's taxonomy places the organism in Eukaryota, Viridiplantae, Streptophyta, Magnoliopsida, Poales, Bromeliaceae. The record is from RefSeq and is a predicted model, not a curated record. Bases 291 to 1460 code for a protein of 389 amino acids.
ACAAAACAAAAAAAAAAAAAACACAUGGUCGACAAAGAAGGGCUGCUUCGCGAAGAAACUUCGCAUACCCUCUUCAACUUUCCCCUUUCUUCUUUCUCUCUCUUGAUCCGUGUCGAUUGCGUUACGACACUGUUCAUCUCGUAGCCGUUUGAUGCGUUUUCGACGGUCGGUGUCUCUCGAGAUCGAAUAAUUCCUUGAAGAUAAAGCAAAGAGAGAUACCGAUCGAAUUGUGACGCAAAAAGUCCGCAAAUCUCUCCCGAGAAUUCGAAGCGAAGCGAAAAAUUUCGAUCAUGGUGGUCGAUUCGAUCUGCGCGAGCACGUCCCUCAUCGCGCACCACCUGUUCGAUCAAAGGACGAAGCCUAAAUCCCUCCCCCACAACCCCAGAUUCAUCGUCCCAUGUCGAAUCCCCUCCACCAGUUUUCAUGGCCAACGCUUGAUCCUCUCCUCCUCCCCCUCGAGAUCGAUCCCCAGGAAUCGCCAUGUCCGAGCUACGGAUUACGCUAUCAAGUCCCUAGCAAUGGAGCUCACCAAGGAGGCGCACCGCGGCGGAGAUUACCGCGGGAUCCCUCGCGAUCUCGAGUACCCGAUUGACACCGCGUCGUCGUCGUCGUCGUCGUCGUCCCCGACCCGGUUGUGGCCCCCUCCGAACCGGGCCGAUAACCCUAGCCUCCAUAAUCCUUUGCUUCGCCAUGAGCGCAUGGGGUGUGGGUGGCUCGGCGUGAUCUUCGAGUGGGAGGGUGUGGUCGUCGAGGACGACCCCGAAUCCGCGAAGCAAGCGUGGCUCCUCCUCGCGGAAGAGGAGGGGAAGUCGCCUCCCCCCGCGUUCGUGCUGAAGCGGAUCGAGGGCAUGAAGAACGAGCAAGCGAUCUCCGAGGUGCUCUGCUGGUCCCGAGACCCGGCGGAGAUGCGGAGGUUGGCUUCUAGGAAGGAGGAGAUCCACAAAACCCUAAUAGGCGGUGCAUUUUAUCAAAUACGUUCAGGAUCACAGGAAUUCGUGGAUGUUCUUACUAGCCACAAGAUCCCGAUUGCGGUGGCGUCGACGCGGCCGCGGAAGGUGCUCGAGGACUCGAUCGACGCCACCGGGCUGCGGGGAUUCUUAAAUGCAGUCGUGGCCGCGGAGGACGUGUACCGUGGGAAGCCCGAUCCGGAGAUGUUCCUCUAUGCGGCGCAGCUGCUGAAUUUUAUCCCGGAGCGGUGCAUCGUGUUCGGGAACUCAAAUUCUUCAGUGGAGGCCGCGCACGACGCCCGCAUGAAGUGCGUUGCAGUGGCAAGCAAGCACCCGGUCUAUGAGCUCAGCGCAGCCGACCUCGUAGUUCGGCGGCUCGAUGAGCUAUCGGUGGUCGACUUGAAGAACCUCGCAGACAUUGACUCGCCCGAGUUCGAACCUGAACCGGAGAUGGAGGAGGAAAAAGAUCCGGUUCCGUAUAAACCGGUCGGAGUUCGUGAUUUAUUCUGGUAAGAAUUGGCUGAUUAAUUUUAGUACGAAUCAUAUAGUUUAUGUACAGUCACAAAGUUGGGGCCUGUAAUUUUAAUCUGUAAAUUGUUGCCUAAAAUGCCUCCUUUUAGGAUUGUAUAUAUUGGAUGAUACUAAGUAGGAAAAUGAAUUGGAUUGUGGUGGUCGCAUUGGGCUUCCCUUUGUGCUUUAAAUGUAUUUAUCAUUUACAUACUUUCUAAUUGAAAAUCGGAUACUUAUAGGGAUCUGUUCU